Molecule: messenger RNA, 1508 nt
Organism: Seminavis robusta
Lineage: Eukaryota; Bacillariophyta; Bacillariophyceae; Naviculales; Naviculaceae
Source: the annotation of a GenBank genome assembly
CUGUGAAAUCAAUCUCUGGAAGAUCUUUUCAACAUUUCAGCGGCCUUCACAACAAUGAACUUCCAAGUCGAUGCGGCCGCUUUUGCUCCUCACUCUGCCCAUCUUAUCGUUAUGCCAUGCAUUCGACAAACAGGGAAAUGAUGCUCGAAUUUCUCCGCUAUCCGCAGGCAAGAACGAGGAAUUCAAUCAGGCAAAAGUGAAGAAUUCUGAAAUUCCAUCGGAAUUUCAUAACUUCACUCCCAAUGAGCUCAUCCAGGAAGCGGAGAAGAAUGCACAAAAUGAUCAACUUUUAGCGGCAGCAAGGAAAUUGCGACUUGCUCUGGGAGGCGCCUCUGACUCAAGUACUAUUGACCGAUCUUCUCUGAAGCUUUCCCACAGAAAGCUCCUGGAUGUUGCCGACCGCCUCGAAGCGACCAUUCUUGACCUGAGCUCACCGCCUGACCCCAACAUUUGGACCAAACAAGGGGAAGUCCAUGAUGGCAAACACGACAUGCUUGUAUACUACAAACUGGAUCAGCAGAGACGUCUUACGUCGAGAAUUGAAUUCCUCAUUGACAAAGAGCUUUUAGUGCCAAUUCUGGCAGUGCUGGUAGAAACUGAGUUGUACAACACUUGGGUUCCAUCAUGGCGGUUCCCACCGGUUGGCGUACGACAUGUCCGCAAAAUUGCUCAAACAGGCCGUACCAACCAGGUAAUACACGCAGAUGUUGAUAUACCAUGGAAGAGGGAUGUUAUCAUCUCCUCGAUUGGUGUCGAAGAUGUGGAAGAACAUGGCCUGCUGGGUAUCCAUCUUGGCCCUAAACCAGAAGGAGAAGAGCUUGGCGAAUCUGGCCAGCGAGUACCCUAUCCGGAGAAAGGCGUCGUCAGAGUGGACUUUGAAGCUUGUUUUGUGUUUCAGAAAUGCCCUGCAAACCACCCUUGCCUCAUCCACAACGCCCAACUGCAAGACUCUGCUUCGAACGAUGUCAUCCUGGUGGGAUUUUCCAUGUUUGCGGAUGCCAAGAUUUCAAGUCUAUUCCCUCAGUGGAUUGUUAACUUUAUUGUGCGAGUUGCCAUGGUACGGUUGUUUCGAAUAUUCAUUGGAGUCGCAGAAGAAAUCCAUGCAGGCAGACGUCCCGACCACACAGCAGCAAUACACAAAAGAAGCGGAGAAAUCUAUGAUUGGAUUGAAGAGCGAGUGAACACCAUGUUGAAAGCAAAAGAUGCUUGAGAUUUGGGGUGAUCAAUACCGGUGCUGGACAACCCAAAUGGAGCGUUUUUUCCCUCCUGCCCGAAUGGAUAUAUGGGUGGCAAGACUGCACCCCCACCCACACAAGAUACAUUUCCAGAAUCUCACAGACUACAGGACAGCCUUGAUUGCUCCCUUCAGUGGCCAAAGUGGCUUGGUUUGCUGCCGUGACCAAGGCUAACUCGAAGUCUCUGCUAAUGAAGAAUCCUGUUUCGGCUAAAAUCUUGCAAUCCUAAAUCUCUAAUACUAAGAGAAAACUCUAGCUACUGACAUGUCACGU